Molecule: messenger RNA, 642 nt
Organism: Tripterygium wilfordii
Lineage: Eukaryota; Viridiplantae; Streptophyta; Magnoliopsida; Celastrales; Celastraceae
Product: LIM domain-containing protein WLIM2b-like
Exons: 4
Coding region: 1-642 (213 amino acids)
Biological process (GO): actin filament bundle assembly
Cellular component (GO): actin cytoskeleton; plasma membrane
Molecular function (GO): actin filament binding
Source: RefSeq, a predicted model, not a curated record
AUGGCGGGGUUCAGCGGUACUGUAGAGAAAUGCAAGGCUUGUGAUAAGACUGUUUAUUUUGUUGAAAUGGUAUCAGCUGAUGGAGUUCCUUACCAUAAAACCUGCUUCAGAUGCAGUCACUGCAAUGGACUUCUUAAGAUGGGGAACUAUUCAUCGAUGGACGGAGUUUUAUACUGCAAACCUCAUUUUGAGCAGCUUUUCAAGGAGACUGGAUGCUUCACUAAGAAAUUCCGAUCAUGUAUCUCGUCUUUACAGGCCAGGGCUCCUAGCAAACUUUCUUCUAUGUUUUCUGGCACACAAGACAAAUGUGCAGUCUGUAAGAAAACUGCAUACCCACUAGAGAAGGUGACUGUGGAGGGAGAAUUCUACCAUAAAUCAUGCUUCAGGUGUUCUCAUGGGGGUUGCUUCCUGAACCCAUCAUCCUAUGCAGCUCUUGAUGGGAUCCUUUACUGCAAGCCCCACUUCUCCCAAUUGUUCAAGGAGAAAGGCAGCUACAAUCAUCUUAUCAAGACUGCUUCAAUGAAGAAGAAUACAACACCUUUAGCCGACCAAAAACCAGAAGAAGAAGAAGAAGCAGAAGUGAAGCCAGAACCAAAACAAGAAGCAACAAACACUGAUACAACAAUCACACAAGAACAAUAG